This is a messenger RNA of Jatropha curcas, 2221 nucleotides long. RefSeq names its product Regulator of Vps4 activity in the MVB pathway protein. The record is from RefSeq and is a predicted model, not a curated record. NCBI's taxonomy places the organism in Eukaryota, Viridiplantae, Streptophyta, Magnoliopsida, Malpighiales, Euphorbiaceae. Gene Ontology annotation, biological process: protein transport.
AGUGUCGAGAGGGAAAGAAUUCUACGUGGCAAGAAUUUCUCUCCCUAAAAAUUCGCUCGUUUUCUCUCUAAUAAAGCACAGCUUUUUGUUUCUUGCUUUUCAGGCUUUAGCUUCUUUGUUGCCAAUCUGGAGAUUCUUGAUUGACCUUUCACCUCUUAUUUAUACAUCUCAAUCGCACAAAUAUACCAAAUGCCAUUCUGUUUCUUGGUCUCUGAAACAUCUAAUGUCUGAAAUCUCCUUUUGAAGCUAAUUGUUGCUAAUUAUAGGAGCCAUCUUCGCUAAUCAAGAGAAAUUCUUUUUUCCCCUACCAAAAGUGUUUAUUUCCAUUUCUUUGCUUCAAUAGCUUCCUAAUGCAGAUUCUUGGCGUUUCUUGAUUUCCCAUUUUCAAUUUCCUUGUUCUUCUUUACCUUACUUUGGCAUUGCUUUAAAAGAAUUAUCCAAGAAACAGAAGUAGAAACAAAAACAAAAAUAAAAUCGUUGUUCUGUCUGUUGCCGGAGUUUUGUAGAAAGAUUUCAAGAGAUCAAAAUGUUCACCGGAUUAUUAAAAUCGAAAUUCUAUACAAAAUGCCACUCGCUCAUGAAGAUGACGAAGACGCGACUCGAGGCGUUAAAGAAUAAGAAAAGCUCGGUGAUAAAGUUCUUGAGGAAAGAUAUGGCUGAUCUUCUAAAGAACGAUCUUGAUUAUAAUGCUUAUUGCAGGGCUGAAGGACUUCUGGUUGAGCAAAGGAUGAGAGCGUGUUACAAUUUCAUCGAACAGUUUUCUGCAUGUAUCUCCAGUCAUAUUUCAAUCAUGAAUAAACAAAAGGAAUGUCCUGAGGAAUGCAAAGAAGCUGUACAAUCUCUAAUAUAUGCUGCAGCAAGAAUUGCUGAAUUUCCAGAACUGCGAGAUCUGCGAAGUCUAUUCACUGAAAGAUAUGGAAAUUCCCUCGAGCCCUAUACCAAUAAAGAGUUUGCUGAGAUGUUGAGGCCAACAUCUGCCUCAAAGGAGAUGAAACUUCAAUUAAUGCACGAAAUAGCAGAAGAAUUCAGUAUAGAAUGGAAUUCCAAGUCUUUGGAACAGAAACUCUUUAAACCACCUUCCACUCAAGAAGAUCAGCACAGGCCCAAAAACAAGGAUGAUAUUGUUGUCCCGAAAGCGGACUGCCCAGAUGUCGAUUUGGUGAAAAGGGACAGCCAUGAGACAGAAAACAAAGUGAAUGUUAUGAAGCUGGAGAAUUUCUUUCUGAGCAACCCUGAAAAAGAAAUCGCCUCCUCUGGCGAAAAGAGGAAUGUGAUUGAUGAGAGAUAUAAUCAGCCAACCAGCAGUGAAGAUGAGAUAAAUUCAGUUCACAGGAGAAAUAACAGUGACUUAGAUAGCAGACAAGCUAGUUCAAGUUCUGUAGGAAGUGUUUCGGAGGAUGAAGUUGAAAGCAAGAAGCCCCUUUACUACAAAUUCGUUCCACCCCCUUAUGUCAAACAAAAUGUUGAAAAAGAAGCAGGCAAGAUUGAAGAACCUGCAAAACCAACAGGCCAUACUGAUGAUUCAGUUAAUGACGCUAAGCCAAAACCGAGAUCAGUUCGAAGGAGACACUUGCAGCCGCCUCCAGGUCAUGAAAAUCUAGGCAAUGAUGCAAAAACACCAGUAAAGCAAUUUUCAGGUCAUGAAAAUGUUGACAGCGCUGAACCUGGUGGAUUAGCAAAGACUAAUGCAUGGGCAGAGAAAGAAGAACAAACUAAUGUUGUUAACCAAAGAGAUGAAAAGGAUUACAGCAAGGACAAAGUGAAACCAACUCAAAAAACUAUACAUGAUAGUUAUAAGGCGUCAGGUCGAAGAAACAAAAGUUCAGAGUUACCUCUUCCGCCUGGCAGAGAAGCAAUUAAGAAGGCAUCAAAAAGGCAUAAUCGUGCAAUUUCAUUGCUUCAAGAGGCAUUGACUGGGCAUGUGCACCCUAACUUGCCUGAUUAUGAUGAUAUAGCUGCUCGGUUUGCAGCUAUGAAAGGGAGAUAAAAGAUGAUGAUGGCAUUAGGUGGUUUAGUGUUCUUUCCUGUUAUUAAAAAAAAAAAAAAAAGAAAGAAAGAACAAAAUUAAAAAAAAAAAAAAAAUUAGAAAAGAGAAAAAUUUGCUGUUCUAUUGAUAUACACAGGAAAGGAAAGAAUUAGUAGUUUGCUAUAGUUUUCUGAUUGUUUACUUCUUUAAAUUUGUUAUAUUCUAUAUGGAACAAUACAUAUAUUCAUUCAUUGA